This is a messenger RNA of Saxophila tyrrhenica, 2700 nucleotides long. RefSeq lists its product as uncharacterized. The record is from RefSeq and is a predicted model, not a curated record. The transcript is spliced from 3 exons. The coding region runs from base 1 to 2700 and encodes 899 amino acids. Lineage: Eukaryota; Fungi; Ascomycota; Dothideomycetes; Mycosphaerellales; Extremaceae.
AUGGCCUCACUAAUGCGAAUGGUGGGCCUGCGGCCAGCCGCCGCUUCGGCCACUCCGGUGACGAUGAACGCAGCGAGCGCGCUGUCAGAGCCAGACGAGAGACCGAAGACUCCGCCACCACCUCCGAAGGGAAGCGGACGUUGGCAUCGAACAGGUCCCAAAAAUCCAAACGAACUUGAUCCCAGCAUCAUUCCCACAGGGCCAAUGUCCGUACUGCGCGACCAUGUGCGCCGAUGCGUGUUCAGGAUCGACCGGUUUUCGGCGACGGCAAUCGCCACGCUCAUUUUCGAAGAUUGCACCCAGGCGCAAAGCAUCGCAUUCAUCGAGGGGUUCUUUGUGGCCUGCAAAGAGUGUCGAGGUCGUCUCAGAGACAGGUGCGACUGGAACGAGACCGAGCUGUUCAAGCAGAUUUCGCCGGCAUUCGCACAACUCUGGGAUAUCGUCAAUGAGUACAAAGGCAAGCACGCGCGGCGCUUGUCCGCGCACAACUUACGCGACGUUCAUGUUGAGUAUGAGUAUGGCACAUAUCAGCCAGCAAAACUCCAGGCCGAGUGGGCGUACAUCAUGAGACAGGGCGGCAAGGUAUACCACCAAUGGCCUCGCUAUGAGCAGUUCCCUCAGCUUUCUUGUCCAAGCAGGAUGGGCGUCGACAUUAUCCUCAAGCCCGAAACUCUGGAAGAGCUCUACCCGGACAGCAGAGAGGAUGUCGAGGUCAACGUCAACAUCGAGCCCAUUGACCCAAACACACCAAAUCCGCAUGUGAUCGAAAUCUCUCCAAGACUGCAGGCUGGCAAGCUGUUUCCGUAUUACCUGCCAUCGUCAUCAUCGGCAGGUCCGCUUCAUCGCUUGCCCGCGGAGCGUCAGGAGGAGAUUCGACAGGAGGUCGAUCAGGUCUGCAGCGGUCGGCCACGGGGUGACAGCAUUCAAGCUCUUCUGGACGCUACAAAAGGAAGUCGCACCUGGUAUGCCGGGAAGAGCAAGAACCCGACCACACGUUUCCAACCAGAGUGGUCGCCGGACAGUCAGCCAUUCACCAGGGAUGUGCCGGGUGCUUCGAACCACGAGUGGUGGCAGAAAGAGUGGGCGGAGCACCAGCAGAAGAUGCAGGCGGUGACGCAAGAGAUGGCAAUCGCGCGAGGCAUGACAGUACCGGAGCCGUAUCCUCUCGAAGUCCUUCCAGAUCCAGCUUUGCCGCUUGGAGGAGGCGUGAGCGAGAAGGACAGGUUGGCAGCAUCCAGAGCCGAGCUGGCAGAAAAGCUGGAAAGGGUGACAGCGAUCAAGAAGGACAUCGAGUUCACUACCAGUCGAAAUCGCCACCGGAAUGGUAUCGACGAGUGCGAAGAGAGGCUCAAGGCUCUCAACAGCGACUUGGACCAGCUCGACGAAGUCGUCAAUGACUUGAAGGUCGAAAUCUUCAACCUGCAAGACCGAUCAGACCACGGUGUCUUGAGCACUUCGGUCCCCACGCCCAACGAAGAUGGCGAAGCAGUCCGCAGCGAUUCGGCAGUCUGGCUCAGAUCCUCCGCGAGACAGGUGCGCACGUCUGCAAGCUCCGCUGCCCCAACUCCAGCCGGCCAGAACUCAAAGACCUGGAAGAAGUCGCCGUUGCCGCCAGGGCUGCUGACUCUGAUGCUCAAUCCACCGCCGUCUGCCGUGCAAGCAUCAAAUCGAAUUGCACUAAGAGGCAGCAGCCGCUUUAUGAACAUCACGCAAAGGACGUUGGUACCAUCAAUGCGCCUGCCACAUGGAUUCGUGCCUCCACCUCCUCCGCCCCUUCACCACGAAGGCGGUAUGGCGGAUACUCCACGACCAACCUCAGGUUUCUCGCCUCGGUACGUUCUCGGACGGCCUGCGGGAAAGGCACAUGUCGCAUAUGCGCAUCUUCCGGAGACUGAGAGGCGCUUCGGAGCUUGCCAACAACCUGACGCCGAGGUAGACCAGGGUGAAUGGACCGACGCAUCUUCGCCGGAGAGUCGACAUGUGCACUUCGAUCUUCCAAGCGCCGCAGUCUCCAGUGGAACUGACUCAGAGCCCAGCUUUCCUUUUGCUACAGCAAUGGAUGGAAGUGGUUCAGCGUCCAUGGAGGUUUCAUCGGGUAGCACAGCAGAGACAGCCUUUGAGCCCGUCACUCCUUCGAAGUGGCUCCGCAACCUUGACGUUACUGCGGCGCCCACCCCGAAGCGCCGCAUCCUCGUCAUGGACCAUUACUCAUUGGACAUCACGCGGAGCGCUACUCACCUGGAGGAGAUCCGCUCACGCUCCACCAGAAUUAACAAACGAGCAGAGUACCCAGCAGGCACCAUCCCCAUCGGCAGCCCAAGCAGCUUUCCUCGUGCACCAACAGACGCUGACAUCGAGAAGCAGCAUUUCCAUCGCAAAUAUAACGCUCGAGAGACAAGAAUCAUGCGUUUUCGAGACGACCCGCAUGAGCUGGCAUUGCGGGAGGAGGAGGUGAAGCGCAUUCUCCUCAAUGAUUAUGGGCCAAUCACAGGUAAGGCGGAUUUUUAUCAUCGUUGUCGUGAGACUCGGGCGGAGGUCGAGAAGCAGAUGGCGCGGGCAGCGCAGGCGGGUGGACAGGCGGCAGCAGGUGGUGGGCAUGGGGGGCGGCGUGGGCAGCAGCAGGCAGCGAAUUGUGGAUGCGGGCAGCAGGCGGCGGUUGGAAUGCAUCGCGGGCGUGAGGAGGAAGCGAUGGAGGCUUGA